GGCGGGGAGCGCGGGCGGGAGCGCAGUCCCGGGCGGGAGGCGGGCGAGGCGCUGGCUCAGCUCACGUCUGUUGCCCUUUUUCGUGCAUUAUUGAUUUCGCCUCCGCCCGCGGCCCUGCUGCCCCCGCCGGCGCUCGGGGGCCCGCGCCUCCGGCCCGCUGCGUGAAAGGCGCGGAGAGCCGGGGCACCCCCGCUCCCCGGCCAGCCGCGCGGCGCCACCGGGAAGGGCGGGGACCCGGGCGGCGCGGGGAGGGUUCGCGCGGCCGGCUCCAGGCGGCUCGGGGGAGACUUUACCCGCCCUCCGCCUCCGCCUCGGUCGCCCGCCCCGGCCCUGGGCGCAGGGUGCCGCCCCGCGCGCGGCCAGGCGCAGCCCGGAGCCGCCGCGCCCUGCGUCCCGAGCGAGCGCGCGGCGCCCGGGUCCCCGGCUCGGCCGCCCCGGAGGCCCAAGCGGCGCGCAAACUUUUGCUCCAGUGCUCGGCGCUCCUCCCCAGCAUGUGAAGCCCCCGGGCGUCCGCGCAGCCGCCAGGUUGGCCCCUCGAGCGGGGCUGCGGCCGCCGAGAUGCUGCUCCGGGACCUGGUGCUGCGCCGUGGCUGCUGCUGGCCCUCGCUGCUGCUGCACUGCGCGCUCCACCCGCUCUGGGGCUUCGUGCAGGUGACGCACGGUGAGCCCCAGAAGUCCUGCUCCAAGGUGACGGACAGCUGCCAACACAUCUGCCAGUGCCGGCCCCCUCCCCCGCUGCCCCCGCCGCCCCCGCCCCCGCCGCCUCCCAGACUGCUCUCUGCCCCAGCUCCCAACUCUACCUCGUGCCCGGCCGAGGAGAGCUGGUGGUCGGGGCUGGUGAUCGUCAUCGCCGUGUGCUGUGCCUCGCUGGUGUUUCUGACCGUGCUGGUCGUCAUUUGCUACAAAGCCAUCAAAAGGAAACCACUGAGAAAAGACGAGAACGGCACCAGCGCUGCAGAGUACCCCAUGAGCUCACAGAGCAGCAAAGGGGUGGACGUGAACAACGCCGUGGUCUGAGUCUGCGGCUCCGGCACCGCUGGCCGGAGGGGCGGCGUGGUGGCACCAGCGGACACGGGAAAGCAGGUGGACUUGAGCUGACCCUGGGCUUGUCCAGGACUUCGUGGAGGAACCGUCUUCCCAGGCUCGCCCUGGUCGCCUGUGGGCAGGGGCGGCGCCCACACCAGGCUGAGCCCAGUUCCCCUGCAUGCCCCACGCCCCACCUUGUCCACGUCUGAUCCUACGCCUGUCCUCGCAGCUGCUGUCUGAAGCCUGGCUCUGGUGAAGGCAGGAAGCCCCUCUGCCUGCUGGAGCCGGGCAUCCCAGGCAGCCAACAGGAAGCCCGCCCGGGGCUCCCUCCCCUGCCUGGAAGCCUGUCCUCCUCCAAGAAGCCCACCUGCUUCCCAGUCGGUGUUCCCAACAAAAGCCAUUGGCACAGCCACGAGACAGACACCCCCUUCAAAGGUGCUCCCCACACAUCUGCCGUCACCCACCCCAUCCGCUGCAGGGCCCGCCUCCUCCUCUCGUCCCUACCCACGCCCCGGCGGCCCUUGGCUCCAGAGCCUGCAAACCGCCCCCCUCCCACCCCAGCAGACCAAGGGACUCUGUUCACCGAACCCUGGCCAAGGGUGGCCCUGGAGGGGCAGAGCCCGAGGCCCCCUGCCUGUCCUGCCCAUUUCCACCCUGACCCCGGAGGAAGCUGUGCAUCCACACGAGCCAGGCCCUGGAGGCCACCACCUGUGCCAAAUCCACCGGGACCCUCGGUGCCAGCCCCACCGGCCCCGCACUUCCUCCCCACCAGGGCUCCCUGAGGCCUGGCGGUGGUCCUCAGCCCCUCUCCCCAGAGGGAGGUGGGGCGCUUCCCCUUGGACCAGGAAGUGUCUCUCAGGAGUGGGGGGAGGAAGGGAGGGCCUGAGCCCCUGAGCCCCUGUUCCCUGCGGGCAGGCCCGGCCCUGGGGUUUUGUGGGCCCUGCCCUGGGACUGCCCUCACCACCCCACACCCUUGAUGGGGAGGAACCUGACACGCUGAAUCAUGGUGCUUGGUGCGCUGUGGGGGCUCCGCCAGGUGGGCCCGGGGUUGGGGGGAGGGGCUCCUCGGGCAGGGGUGGGGCUGCAGGUGAGACUCCAAUCCCGGCGAAAUGGAGGCUGGAAAAGCACCCCACCGGGCUGAGUCUCCAGACGCCGACACUGCUGGGUCCUAGUGCCCAGAGCUGUCCGUGUGCGCUCCCUGCGGCCAGGCCAGGCCAGCGUGCGUCCUCCUGUGAAGGGGCUUGUCUCCUCGUCGCUCUUCUGCUGUCUGAGGACUUCUCUGAGGCUUGAACCUGAGUUCCUCUCCCAGCCCACCUCAGCGUUGCCCCCCCCUCCCCCGACAGCCCUGGUGGGGGGCGCUCUGCUCCGCCCCUCCCCCCCACCCUGGUGAGUUGUGCUGUCAGAUGCAGCACCAAGCAACACGCAAGCCAGGGGCUGUGGGCAGGGUGGGGUGGGGGUGCGGUGCCCCACCCCAGGGCACCCCCACACCCAUGUCCUCAGCCCCCUGGUGCCUGUGAGCCCCCUGCCUAUGCCCUAAGCAGAUACCUGGGCAGGACCCCGCCCCUAAUCACACUCCCACCCUGGGCUUCUCCCGCUGCCUGGGGCUGGCCAGAGUUCAGGGGUCCUCUAAGGGACCCCAGUUGGGAGGGGCAGCCCCAGGGGGACUGGGGCCCACACAUUCCCCUGCCCACCCCAGCCCCCAAUACUUCCAUCCCUGGCUGCACCUUGGGGCCCAGACGCUGCAACGGGCCUCAGCCUCCAGACCAGGUGGAAAACCCCAGCCGUGCCAUCCACCAAGCUUUGGGGCUGCACCCUGUUCCCGAGCCACGGACACUCCAACUGACACGGAAGCUCUCCCUGUGGGCUUGGAAAACCCCUACUCACCCAUAGGAAACCCACUGGAGAGCACCCCACCCCCACCCCGCCAGCCCCAGGGCAGCCACGGAAGCUCAGCUCAGGCCCAGGGCGAGAGGCCCAGCAGACUCUCAGCUUCCAGAACCCACGCACACACAAAACCACGAGGACCUAGAAUGUGAGCUUAGGACUUGGAAACGAACCCCAGCCCCUAAACACGGAUCCAUGCUCCGAUCAGCUCAAGGUCAAGAAUGAAAGGCACGUCCCUUCUCUGCGUUUUCUCCCUGCCGUCUCAGAGUUGACCUUGGCUUCGGAACUCAGUGGUGUAUGGGGUGCCCAGGGUGUUCAGGUGUUCUUGGGAAGCGUGUAAGAGAAGUUUUGGAAGACUGAUAGGUGUAAAAAUAUAGACGUAUAUUAUAUAUAGUUAUAUAUAUUUAAAGAGAUCUCUAUAUCUAUAGAAUUAUUGUGCGCUCUGCAUCUGUACUAAGUGUGGCUUACACAGCCCUGGUAGGGCGAGGCCCGGAAUGCAUGGGCGUAAGCGCCCCGAGACCUUGUGCACGGGACAAGACAGGAGCCACGGGUCAAUGCCGUCUCGACGCCGUCUGGUUGGCCGGCGCAUCAUUCAUGUCGGUUUCGUGCACACGCGGGGCCGGCAGUGGGGAAUGUGCCGUUGCUCCUGCUUACACAGAAGAAAGCACCGUGACUUUUUUAUUUUCAAUAAAAAUAUCCUUAUAAGAUG
Molecule: messenger RNA, 3619 nt
Organism: Oryctolagus cuniculus (rabbit)
Lineage: Eukaryota; Metazoa; Chordata; Mammalia; Lagomorpha; Leporidae
Source: RefSeq, a predicted model, not a curated record